AUGGAGCUGACGGCGGCUUUCGUGACAUACCAGUUGGAGCACUUGCAUCACUUGUUUGCUCUUGUCUGCAUUGUUGCCGUCGUCUACAAGUUGAGCACCUUGCUUUCUAAGAGGGCAGCGACUUUGCGACUCACCGAGAAUUUUCCAGGACCACAGAGACACUGGCUUUUUGGAAACUUAAUGGAAUUUAAAAAAGGAGAAGAGUUUAACAAAGUCUUGAAAUGGACCCAGCAGUACCCUUACAUCUUCCCAUUUUGGUUCGGCCCCUUUGUGUGUUCCUUCAUCAUUAACCAUCCAGAUUACGUAAAAACCAUUCUGACGUCAUCAGAGCCAAAGGAUGAUUUUGCAUAUAAAUUUAUCGAGCCCUGGAUUGGGGACGGGCUGUUGGUGUCAAAAGGCCACAAGUGGUUUAAGCACAGAAGGCUCAUAACCCCGGCUUUUCAUUAUGAUGUUCUAAAACCAUACGUAAAGCUGAUGUCAGACUCUGCCCAGAUUAUGUUGGACAAAUUGGAAAAUUACGCAAUCACCAACGAGUCCUUUGAGGUGUUUGAACAUGUGAGCAUUAUGACACUAGACAGCAUUAUGAAGUGUGCCUUCAGUCACAACAGCAACUGUCAACUGGAGAGUGGAAAAAAUGCAUACAUCAAAGCAGUGUACGAGCUCAGUAUUCUGACUAACAAGCGUGCACGGACGUUUCCAUACCACAACAACCUGAUCUUCUACCUGAGCCCAGUUGGCUACAAAUACAGAAAGGCAUGCAAGGUGGCCCACGAUCACACAAAUAACGUCAUAAGAAAGAGGAAAGAAGCGCUGAAGGACGAGAAGGACUACGAAAGCAUAAAGCACAAGAGACACUUAGACUUUCUGGACAUUCUUCUCCUUGCAAGAGAUGAGAACCAGCAGGGUUUGUCAGAUGAAGAUAUGCGUGCAGAGGUGGACACCUUCAUGUUCGAGGGCCACGACACCACAGCCAGUGGCAUCACUUUUAUCCUCUACAGUCUGGCCUGCAACCCAGAGCACCAGAAGAUGUGCAGGGAGGAGAUCAAUCAAGUCCUGGACGGCAAGGACACCAUGGAGUGGGAGGAUCUCAGUAAAAUCCCAUACACGACGAUGUGCAUAAAGGAAUCCCUCCGUCUCUUCCCUCCUGUACCGGGAAUGUCCAGAAAAAUCACCAAACCUUUGACUUUCUUUGAUGGAAGGACUUUGCCUGCAGGGACACAGAUCGGAACGAGUGUGUUCGCGAUUCACAGGAAUGCAACAGUUUGGGAAAACCCCGAUGUUUUUGACCCGCUGCGUUUCCUACCCGAGAAUGUUAGAAAGAGGUCCCCUCAUGCUUUUGUGCCUUUCUCAGCUGGUCCAAGAAACUGCAUCGGUCAGAACUUUGCCAUGAAUGAGAUAAAAGUGGUGACAGCACUGGCACUGAAGAGAUACCAUCUGAUAGAAGACCCCACAAGGAAACCCAAGAUCUUUCCCAGACUGGUUAUGCGCUCUCUCAACGGCAUCUACAUCAAGAUCAAACCAGUAGAGCCAGGAGAGUGAAGAGAGAUGACCACAGGAAACACUGGACCCGAGUCAGAGAAGGGGACACUUUGUGAAGCUUUUACAAUUUCUGAUAUUUGAAAAGCUUUACGCUGAUAUCGAAUCACUAACUGAUUUUAUUUUCAUAGACAUUAAGAGGGAAAUUUACUUUGUAGUUGCACUAAUGAUCAUUUAUCAUACCACAGAAGGUUUUAAGGUUGCACUUUAUUUUUGGAAAAAGGAAUUAAGCUUCAGUAUAUUGUGCUAUGACAUAAAUAAAUAUAGAAAUAGAAAUACAUCUUUGAAAGUAAACCUUUAAAUGCUUCAUUUGAAAAUGCACUAUAAUAGAUAAUUUACUGUACGUUCUUAAAAUUCAAAAUGCAGGAAUUCAAUAUACUUCAUUUUAUGAUAACUCAGCAUUUUUAUAAAGCUCACUGACAUUUUGUCGGUUCAGUUAUUUAAUUUCUAUGAAGACUUAAACAUUAACCAAGUUUACUAUCUAAGUGUUAAAGAUUCAUCUCUGGAAGAAGGUUGUUAAAGUUUCCUUUUUUUUUUUAAAUGAGGUCCAAAGUAUACCUGGACACACACACAAAGAGGUAUAUUGUGUCGAAUCAAUCCGCAGAUUUAUGUCGUAGAUAAGUGUGCAGUAUAGCAGUUAAUUCACAUUGGAUCACAUUCGUUCUCAGUCUGUGAUGUUUGUUCAAAAUUCUCCGAGAGCUUUCAGGGUUUAAAUGGCUGAAUUAAGUGUAAAGGCUUAUGAGUCAAAAGUAGUUCAUUUUUUAUUUACAGUUAUAGGAAUACAAAAUUCACACUCCCACAAGGGCAAAAAGUCAUCAGCAGAUUGUAAAAGUAAAAGUCCUCCAUGUUCCUUGAUCUCCACCCUUUUACAACUCAUUUUAAGAUUCUAUGAAAUGGCCAAAUGAGCUGUGCAUUUUCUGUGAUGAUGUCACACUGCAUUAAAGAGUUAAACUUCACAGAAAAUAUUUAUGUAUGCAUUUAGUAUCAACUUAACUUUCUCCAGAUAAAUACCAGCCCUAUAAUUCACAUCAAGGUUGAGAGCUGAACUACCAAGACAACCUCUUAAAAGAAGAAAGUUGUUUCUGUGGUGGCCUCUUGGUUUGACAACAUUUCACACAAGACCACAGCGCGCUCCGGCUGAGGACUUUUAAUGACUGUCCUGGUUUCUCCAUUCAUACUUAUCUUACUAUGUUUUCUGCUUCUGUGCAAACACAGGUGACACCUAUGUCACAAAUCAGUCCAGGGUGAAACAAAACAAAUUAUAAGGACACCGUUCAAGCUGCCCUGCACUCUAUUGCAAGUGGAUAAGCUAACAUGCUACUUGACCAUUAAAUUAUACUUACGAAAAUCAAGAACUUUCUUUUUUAAACUAGCUCUUUAUUGUGCAGCAAAGUUGGUAUUUGUUAAUAUGCUGUCUUUACUGUUAUUACUAAUGAGAGACAAUGUAUUUGACAACAUAGACAACUGUAAGGUCCUUGUAUUUACAGUCUACUGGUGCCCAACAUUUCAUCAAAAGCCAAAGAAAAAUAGGAUCCAUAUACCGUUUGUUUAGGGGAAAUGGCUUUUUAUAUGCAGAACAAUAUACUAUAAGCUUGUGAGACUAUUUCAUGGGGUGCAACAUGUUUUUUUUUCCCCAACAAUGUUAAGGUUAGUUCAACUGGUCAUUGCAACGGCACCUGCAAGUCUGCAGCCAAAUGUUCUGUGCUCAAGUCACCAUCUAAUGGCUUAUAGGACAAAUAAAAGACACUUUGGUUGACGUCA
Messenger RNA from Labrus bergylta (ballan wrasse), 3297 nucleotides. It is a transcript of the gene cyp4t8, whose product is annotated as cytochrome P450, family 4, subfamily T, polypeptide 8. Lineage: Eukaryota; Metazoa; Chordata; Actinopteri; Labriformes; Labridae. Gene Ontology annotation, molecular function: heme binding; monooxygenase activity; iron ion binding. The record is from RefSeq and is a predicted model, not a curated record.